UCUUUUGUUUGUCUCCUUGGCAUGCACCUAUUCAGACUGUUAAUAUUAUGUGUUUAUUUUUAACUUUAGCAGUUAUAUUUUAACUUGAUUGGUUUAUUCUCAGAUUUAAGUAUGAGAAAUGACAGAAAGAAACAGCAACUGGAAAAGAAGGAUUGCAUGAGACCAGGAUGUCUCUGAAAUGGACGUCAGUCUUUCUGCUGUUACAGCUCAGUUGUUAUUUUAGCUCUGGAAGUUGUGGAAAGGUACUGGUGUGGCCCACAGAAUACAGCCAUUGGAUAAAUAUGAAGACAAUCCUGGAAGAGCUUGCUCGGAGAGGUCAUGAAGUGACUGUGUUGACAUCCUCGGCUUCUACUUUUGUCAAUGACAGUAAAUCAUCUGCUAUUACAUUUGAAGUUUAUCCUACAUCUUUAACUAAACAUGAUAUGGAAGAUACUCUUAUGAAACUGCUCAAUAUUUGGAUAUAUAGUAUUCCAAACAGUACACUUUUUUCAUAUUUUUCAAAAGUACAAGAAUUGUGUUGGGAAUAUUAUUACUAUAGUGAAAAGCUCUGUAAAGAUGCAGUUUUGAACAAGAAACUUAUGACAAAACUACAAGAGUCAAAGUUUGAUGUCAUUCUGGCAGAUGCCCUUAAUCCUUGUGGGGAGCUACUGGCUGAGCUGUUUAACAUACCCUUUCUGUACAGCCUCCGCUUCACUGUUGGCUACACAUUUGAGAAGAAUGGUGGAGGAUUUCUGUUCCCCCCUUCCUAUGUACCUGUUGUUAUGUCAGAAUUAAGUGAUCAAAUGACUUUUACAGAGAGGAUAAAAAAUAUGAUACAUAAGCUUUAUUUUGACUUUUGGUUUCAAAUACAUGAUAUAAAGAAGUGGGACCAGUUUUACAGUGAAGUUCUAGGAAGACCCACUACAUUAUUUGAGACAAUGCGGAAAGCUGAAAUGUGGCUCAUUCGAACCUAUUGGGAUUUUGAAUUUCCUCGACCAUUCUUACCAAAUGUUGAUUUUGUUGGAGGACUUCACUGUAAACCAGCCAAACCCCUGCCUAAGGAAAUGGAAGAGUUUGUCCAGAGCUCUGGAGAAAAUGGUAUUGUGGUGUUUUCUCUGGGGUCGAUGAUCAGUAACAUGUCAGAAGAAAGUGCCAACAUGAUUGCCUCAGCCCUUGCCCAGAUCCCACAAAAGGUUCUAUGGAAAUUUGAUGGCAAGAAGCCAAAUACUUUAGGCUCCAAUACUCGACUGUACAAGUGGUUACCCCAGAAUGACCUUCUUGGUCAUCCCAAAACCAAAGCUUUUAUAACUCAUGGUGGAACCAAUGGCAUCUAUGAGGCGAUCUACCAUGGGAUCCCUAUGGUGGGCAUUCCCUUGUUUGCAGAUCAACCUGAUAACAUUCUUCACAUGAAAGUCAAGGGAGCAGCCCUCAGUGUGGAUAUCAGGACCAUGUCAAGUAGAGAUUUGCUCAAUGCAUUGAAGUCAGUCAUUAAUGAGCCUAUCUAUAAAGAGAAUGCCAUGAAAUUAUCAAGAAUUCAUCAUGAUCAACCAAUGAAGCCCCUGGAUCGAGCAGUCUUCUGGAUUGAGUUUGUUAUGCGCCACAAAGGAGCCAAGCACCUUCGGGUCGCAGCCCACGACCUGACCUGGAUCCAGUACCACUCUUUGGAUGUGAUAGCAUUCCUGCUGGCCUGCGUGGCAACUGUGAUAUUUAUCAUCACAAAGUGUUGCCUGUUUUGCUUCCAAAAGCUUGCCAAAACAGGAAAGAAGAAGAAAUGGGAUUAGUUAUAUCAAAAGCCUGAAGUGGAAUGACUGAAAGAUGGGACUCCUCCUUUAUUCCGGCAUGGAGGGUUUUAAAUGGAGGAUUUCCUUUUUCUUGUGACAAAACAUCUUUUCACAACUUAUUCCGUUAAGUCAAAAUUUAUUUUCCAGGGAUUUAAUAUGUACUUUAGUUGGAAUUAUUCUCUGUCAAUGAUUUCUAAACUAUGAAAAAUAACAAUAAUAUAAAACCUUAUGGUCUUAUAUUGAAAUUUGUUAUUCUAAUCCAAAAGUUACACACAAAAGUCACUGAGCUUCAUUAUGUUUCACACAUUGUAUUUGAACAUAACAACAUUAAGAACUCUACUCAUAGUAUCAACAUUGUUUUGCAAAUACUCAGAACAUUUUGGCUUCAUUUUGAGCAGAAUUUUUGUUUUUACUGUUGCCAAUGAAAUCUUCAAGAAUUAAA
This is a messenger RNA of Piliocolobus tephrosceles (Ugandan red Colobus), 2202 nucleotides long. RefSeq names its product UDP-glucuronosyltransferase 2B20. The record is from RefSeq and is a predicted model, not a curated record. The transcript has 6 exons. Lineage: Eukaryota; Metazoa; Chordata; Mammalia; Primates; Cercopithecidae. Gene Ontology annotation, molecular function: glucuronosyltransferase activity. The coding region runs from base 168 to 1760 and encodes 530 amino acids.